AUGUCUUCACGACGGCGCACUUACGGGCUAGUCCUUCUGAGCUUCGUCCUCUUGCUCGUCUCUCGCCCUGCUGCGGCGCUGAGCAUCAAGAGGCAGGAUAAUACUACAAUCUCUACUGGUCGCGAGCGCGUCAGUAUCAAUAAGGGCUGGCGUUUCUGGCGCUCCGAGUUCAACCCAGAUGGCAUCAUCUACGAUCACCGCCCAGACUUGGAGAACCUCACUGACGUCUUCGUUCUGAAGCCAUGGAUUCUCCCCUCCGCCAACGACUUCAUCAACGACCCAGAGAAGCACCAUGAGCGCCCCGCUGACGAGCCCACCCGUAAUGUGUCCUACGCGUCUGCGGAGUUCGAUGAUGCGGCCUGGGAGACGGUGAACCUGCCUCACGACUGGGCCAUCAAGGGCCCGUUUUACACCGAACAAGAUCCCAUCAUUGGUGGUGGAAUGGGUCGUUUGCCCGUACACGGAGUCGGUUGGUACCGCCGCAGUCUGAAGUUGAACCCCGAGGACAGGGGCAAGUCCAUCUACCUCGACAUCGACGGCGCCAUGUCCUACGCUAUGGUCUGGCUCAACGGCUACCUCGUCGGUGGCUGGCCGUACCCGUACAACUCUUUCCGACUGGACCUUACCGAGUACCUCAAGCCCUGCGGGAACAACAUCCUAGCAAUUCGUCUUGACAACCCUCCCGACUCAGCACGCUGGUACCCAGGCGGCGGUCUUUACCGUAACGUCUGGCUGACCAAGGUCAGCCCGGUUCACGUCGGGCAAUGGGGGACGUUCAUCGUCUCCAAGGACGUCUCCGCCGGGUCCGCAACCCUCGACCUCGUCGUCGAAGUUGAGAACAAGGGCGAGUCGGAGCAAAAGGUUGAAGUAUCAACCGAUGUUUACACCCUCGAUUCCAAGACCGGCAAAGAGGGCGAAAAGGUAUCCUCGUUCAAAUCUUCCACAGUCUCCGUUGCGGCGGGUAGCAAAGCAUCCGUUGACGGCUCCUCGACCGUCUCGAAUCCCCAGCUCUGGGGCCCUCCUCCGAACCAGCAACCCCAUCGUUAUGUCGCCAUCACAACACUUUUAAUCGACGGAAAAGCCGUAGACACAUACCAAACAAGAUUUGGCAUCCGCUCCAUCACCUACGAUUCCAACAAGGGCAUCAUUGUCAACGGCGAGCACAUCCCCCUCCAAGGCGUAAACCAACACCACGACCUCGGCGCCAUCGGCGCAGCAUUCAACACCCGCGCCGCGGAGCGACAGCUGGAGAUCCUGGCAGAACUCGGCUGCAACGCGGUGCGAAUGGCGCACAACCCCCCGGCGACGGAGCUGCUGGAGCUGACGGACAGCAUGGGCUUCAUCGUCAUGGACGAGAUCUUCGACAGCUGGUACAGGAACAAGACAAAGAACGACUUCCACCUCAUCUUCGAAGACUGGCACGAGCCGGAUCUGCGGUCGGUGAUCAGAAGGGACAGGAACCACCCUUCCGUCGUCAUGUGGAGCUUCGGAAACGAGGUCUCGGAGCAGCAGAUUGGUGAGCCGGGGACGGUCCCGGCCGUGGAGCUCCGCGGCAUCGUAAGAGAAGAAGACUCGACGCGCCUGUCGACGGCGUCGAUGAACUACGCCAAGCCCAACAUGUCGUUCCCGACCGCCAUGGACGUGAUCAGUCUCAACUACCAAGGCGAGGGCAUCCGCGACACGCCAAACUACUCGCACCUGUCCGGCAUCAGGACGAACCCCCUCUACGGCGACUACCACGAGGCGUUCCCCGAGAAGGUGAUCCUGGGCAGCGAGACGGCCUCGGCGCUCAGCACGCGCGGGACGUACAUCUUCCCGGUGGUGGACGACGUCGGGGCGCCCGUCAACGAAACGUCGGGCGGAAACCAGACGAGCGGGUACGUGAGCGCAUACGAGCUCUACUCGGCCAACUUUGGCUCCUCCGCCGACAAGGCUUUCGCGGCGCAGGACAGGAACCCCUUCAUCGCGGGCGAGUUCGUCUGGACCGGCUGGGACUACAUUGGCGAGCCGACGCCGUACUACUCCGCGCGCAGCUCGUACUCCGGCAUAAUCGACCUCGCGGGCUUCAAAAAGGACAGGUUCUUCCUGUACCAAGCGCGCUGGCGACCUGACCUCAAGUUCGCAUACAUUCUCCCCCACUGGAACUGGCCGGACCGCGUCGGCGAGGCGACGCCGGUGCACGUCUUCACCGCCGCGGAUGAGGCGGAGCUCUUCCUCAACGGAGAGUCGCAGGGCAGACAGACGAGGGCGGAGUUCAAGUACCGCUUCCGCUGGGACGAGGUCAAGUACGCGCCCGGAGAGCUGAAGGUCGUGACGUACAAGGACGGUGCCGAAUGGGCAACCGAGGUCGUCAAGACGGUGGGCGAAGCGGCUCAAUUGAGGGCUGCCGCCGACCGGACAACCAUUGCGGCUGACGGAACUGAUCUUUCCUUCAUCACCGUGGAAGUACUGGAUGGAAAUGGAGACUUUGUUAGGUUCGCUGAUAACGAGAUCACGUUUAGCAUCGAGGGACCCGGAGAAAUCGUCGCGACUGAUAACGGCGACCCGACGGACCUGGUCGCGUUCCCUUCUCUUCAGAGGAAAGCUUUCAGCGGACUCGCACUCGCGAUUGUGAAGUUUGAGGAGGGUGCUACGGGUGAGGUUACUGUUACCGCGACUGGCAAGGGGUUGAAGGAUGCUGUGGUCACUUUGAAAAGCCAGUAG
Molecule: messenger RNA, 2703 nt
Organism: Colletotrichum truncatum
Lineage: Eukaryota; Fungi; Ascomycota; Sordariomycetes; Glomerellales; Glomerellaceae
Product: beta-galactosidase (glycosyl hydrolase family 2)
Biological process (GO): carbohydrate metabolic process
Molecular function (GO): hydrolase activity, hydrolyzing O-glycosyl compounds
Source: RefSeq, a predicted model, not a curated record